AUGCUAGCAUAUAACGUACAAGGAUGGGGUUCAAGGGCGCUUGAAGCCACUGAAAUGAUCUUUAAAACAGAUAGUUCAAUAUGUGUAGUCACAGAAGUUGGGGAAUUGUGCAACAAAUUUUCCAUACCACAUUUUCACACGUUCUAUCAAAAACGUACAAACGCUAAAGAUGGAGUGAUAGUAACAGUAAGUAAACAUCUUAAGGCCACCCGAAUCGAAAUUAAUAUAGAAAAUACAGUUAUAGUAGAUAAUGUGGGACUAUCAGAACAGAUUAGAAUUAUUGGUAUCUACUGGCCUCAUUGUCAAGAUCGUAAUUUAAAGGAUUUGGAAGCCUUCAUCACGGAAAAUACAAUACUAACAGGAGAUUUUAAUGCAGCCGCAGAGGAAUGCGCUAGUCCAUCAACAGAUGCAAGAGGUAAAUAA
This is a messenger RNA of Adineta ricciae, 423 nucleotides long. NCBI's taxonomy places the organism in Eukaryota, Metazoa, Rotifera, Eurotatoria, Adinetida, Adinetidae. The record is from the annotation of a GenBank genome assembly.